Molecule: messenger RNA, 2740 nt
Organism: Ahaetulla prasina
Lineage: Eukaryota; Metazoa; Chordata; Lepidosauria; Squamata; Colubridae
Product: heparan sulfate glucosamine 3-O-sulfotransferase 1-like
Exons: 2
Coding region: 534-1469 (311 amino acids)
Molecular function (GO): [heparan sulfate]-glucosamine 3-sulfotransferase activity
Source: RefSeq, a predicted model, not a curated record
GCAAGACCAAGAGAAGUUGUGCAAUCCUGCUCAACUCACGCGGACCCGAGCAUUCUCCUUGGCGCUGAAUCUGGCAAGCCGGAGCCUCCAAGUGGAGAUCGGUUUGUCUUUGUUUGAAGGACAAAAAGUACAGCCAACUAAGCUACGAGGCCUUGGAGCGUAAAAAAAGAAAACAUUACAGCUUGAAAGCGGCGAGAGAGGAAAGGUUUAUGGGGACGGCAGGAAGCAAAAGGCCACCUGAGGAAGGAAAUCACAGGUGACAACAACUUCCUCAAGCAAAUGUCUUUUCCGCUGAAGGGUUCAUUUGCAUUGCUGAGUCUUGGCAUCGGAAUGUGAAAUACCAGCAGGCAGCAGACAUUGUGAAUGCGGAACAUAAGUUUCCUAUAGAAGGAUCCCUUCCUCGCUAGAAAGGAGACAGGUAGGGGGGAGAUCGAACUGUCAGCAAGCUCAGGUAUGUAGGAUUGAGAAUUGCAGAGUUUACAUCUACUGCAGCCGUAUACCGGUCGUUUCUCAGCUCAAGAGAAGGUUCAGAAAUGGCCAGAGUUUGCCUCCUGCUUCUAUGUCUCAAGUUGUCAGAAAUUUAUACACAAGAAGGACGCUGGGAGACCAACUGGAAAAGGAACGACUCCCAUGUCAUAAACGACCUGCUGGACCAGUGGAAAAGGAACGACUCCGACCCCCUGGAUGACGAUUGGAAGCAGCGGCUACCCAAAGGCAUCAUUAUUGGCGUGAGGAAAGGGGGCACGCGGGCUUUGCUGGAGAUGCUGAAUCUGCACCCCCAGGUGGUAGCGGCUCACUCCGAGAUCCAUUUCUUCAACGUGGAAGAGAAUUAUCGAAAAGGAUUGGAUUGGUACAGCCAACAGAUGCCCAAUUCUCACAGCACUCAAAUCACGGUGGAAAAAACGCCAGGCUAUUUUGCUUCCCUAGAGGCCCCGGAACGGAUUUAUACCAUGGACAGAUCCGUGAAGCUCCUUUUGAUUGUGCGGGAUCCUGUGGAGAGGUUGGUGUCCGAUUACACCCAGAUCCUCUACAAUCGCAAAGCGCGGCAGAAACCGUACCAGUCCUUGGAGGAAAUCCUGAAAAGGGGCCAAGAGCUGAACACCAACUACAAGGCCAUGCAACGCAGCCUCUACGCGCUACACUUGGCUCGGUGGCUGGAGUUCUUCCCCACAACACAGAUCCAUGUGGUAGACGGAGGCGGCCUAAUACGGCAGCCACUCUCGGAGAUGCGUCACGUGGAACAGUUUUUGGGGCUGGAGCCUUACCUAGGCCCGGACAACUUUUAUUUCAAUGAAACCAAAGGCUUCUUUUGCCUCCAGGCCGAAGGUGAACGGCACUGCCUUGACCCAUCGAAAGGCCGGCCUCACCCCACCGUGGAUGAGUUCCUGCUGGAGAGACUCUGCACCUAUUUCAGUCAGCACAAUGAGGACUUUUUUGCCAUGGUGGGACGGACUUUCAACUGGUGCUGAGCCUUGUGUCGAGGCCAAGUUGGGCCUUCCGUGAAUAUUCCACCAAAAAUCUUUCCCAUUUUUCUUUCGAAAUGGAAAUUCAACUCUAGUGCUAUAUGGUAAAUUGGUUUAUAGUGAAACAGCCAAGCCUGACGUUGGAGGCUAGAAAAGUUAAAACAUUUUUAUCAAAAAAAUGCUUUUGCCUCAAGUAUGGUUCCCCAAGGAUCUUACUUGGGGAACCAUACUUGAGGCAAAAGCAUUUUUUUGAUAAAAAUGUUUUAACUUUUCUAGCAAUCCAAGCAGGUGAAGCUAUGCUCUUUAUGGUUAUGCCCCAUCCUGUCCCCCGCAAAAAAAAAAAACACCCUUUAGUUUAAGCUCUAGGAUGUAGAUCCACUGUUCUUCCUGAAAAUCUUGUAUUUAAUGAGCCAUGAGAAAGCUCUGUUGUUGACCUAUGCCCCCAUAUUCCCACAAGCAGCUUGCAAGAAUUGGAUUCAGCGUCUCUUUUCUAGCCAACACUGGAUUGACUCAGCACUGUAAACCAAGCUAUUUGCAUGCCUACUUAGCUUAUAAAGUUCUUAUUGGCAGGGACCCCAGCGUGCCAGGUGAGACUUUUGCCAUGAGAAAUCAUUUAAUUGGAGUUUAAAAUCAGGGCUUUCUUCUCAGUGGCCUUUCUGUCCAAGAGACACACUGGCACUUUGAUUGUGGGCCUUCAGUAUUUCUUUCAAUCAACACCUAAAAAAUAAUGAGUAAAUUAAAUUAAUCCUAGGACCUACAGGUAUUCCAUUACACUCACACCCAUUUCAGCUAUCUGCCUAAAACGUGGCCAAGUAACAAUAACAUUUGGAUCUUAGCAACAAGUGUAUUAAUUUUCUGCACUGUGAUUAAUGCGUUAAACAGCAGUCUGGAAAUUAGUUGUUUUCAACUCCUGACAAAAAUAACCUUUCACUCCAAUCAAUCCUUUCUCUUUUAUUUAUCUGUUAGAAAACAGCCUCUUUCAUUAGCAAAGCAUUGUUGACAUUGUUAAUCCACCAUCAAAAAUAAAAAGUUGCAGCAUCUUCAGUAUGGAAGUUCCAACUCCUGGAAGACUGAGCCUUUAGUAACCGAAGCCUUGUCUGUUCUAUAGCUGUCAAUCCAGGUUAUCAAUUACAUAAGAGGGAUAUUGAUUAAUGUUCCUAAGAAAACAAACACCCUAUUCCUACUAUAGCAGUACUAAUCUGCUACAACACUGUUACUGAAGGGACAUCUGGGGGGAAAAAAACUAUGCCAAAUUCAAAGAUCUGCUUUGUUAUAUA